AUGAGUAGAACCAAUAUACUUUCCAGUUUUAUUGCUGUAAGAGACACCUUUUUCUUGGAAGUCAGCAUUGGUAUCACAGCUAAUGCCUUCCUACUUCUCUUCCACGUCCUCUCCUUUCUGAUGCACAGGGCCAAGUCCACUAGCUUGACCAUUGGGCACCUGGCCCUCAACCACCUGGUGAUGCUGAUCACCAUAGGGUUCAUAGCCACAGACAUUUUUGAGUCUCAGGAGUUAUGGGACGACAUCACAUGUAAAGCUGUCAUCUACUCAUACCAGGUGAUGCGAAGCCUCUCCCUGUGUAACACCUGCCUGCUGAGCGUCCUCCAGGCCAUCACUCUCAGCCCCAGGAGCUCCUGUUUGGCAAAGUUCAAGCACACAUCCUCACAGCACAACAUCUGUGGUUUUAUCUUCCUAUGGGUCUUCAAUCUGUCCAUCAGUGCACAUUUCUUACUCUCUACUGUUGCCACCACAAAUCGUACGUCCCACAGUCUGGUAUUUGUCACUAAAUCCUGCUCUCUUUGGCCCCUGAGCUACUUACCCAGGUACACAAUUUCCAUGUUAGGCAUCUUCAGGGAUGUCUUCCUUAUAGGGCUCAUGGCCGUCUCAAGUGGAUACAUGGUGACUCUUCUGUGCAGACACAAGAGGAGGUCCCAGCACCUUCACAAAACCAGCCUUUCUCCAAGAGCCUCCCCAGAGCAAAGGGCAAACAAGACCAUCCUGCUGCUCAUGAGCAUCUUUGUGUUCCUGUACUUGAUGGACUGCAUUGUGUUCUCAUUCUCAGGGCUGUGGUGGAAAAAUGACCCAGUUCACCUCUGUGUCCAGAUGUUAGUAGGCAAUGGCUAUCCCACCAUUGGUCCUUUGGUGCUCCUCAGCAGUGAAAGACGAAUGAUCCAGUUUUUCAUAUCCAUGUGGGAGAAGGGAAGUAAGUGUUUAAAUGUUCACUGA
Messenger RNA from Lepus europaeus (European hare), 945 nucleotides. Its product is annotated as vomeronasal type-1 receptor 90-like. Bases 1 to 945 code for a protein of 314 amino acids. The transcript has a single exon. Gene Ontology annotation, cellular component: membrane. Gene Ontology annotation, molecular function: pheromone receptor activity. Gene Ontology annotation, biological process: G protein-coupled receptor signaling pathway. The record is from RefSeq and is a predicted model, not a curated record. NCBI's taxonomy places the organism in Eukaryota, Metazoa, Chordata, Mammalia, Lagomorpha, Leporidae.